Molecule: messenger RNA, 720 nt
Organism: Mixia osmundae IAM 14324
Lineage: Eukaryota; Fungi; Basidiomycota; Mixiomycetes; Mixiales; Mixiaceae
Exons: 3
Coding region: 34-486 (150 amino acids)
Biological process (GO): iron-sulfur cluster assembly
Cellular component (GO): mitochondrion; L-cysteine desulfurase complex
Source: RefSeq, a predicted model, not a curated record
CCGCGGAAACAGCCUCACACUGACCAGUCAAUCAUGGCAGCAGCAGCAGCAUCUCAAGCUUCCAGGCGGAUGCCACGCAUCACGAGCACUCAGAUCAGGCAGCUCAGGAGCGAGUACAUGCAGACAGCCUCGAGUUUCUCGAGCUACAACUUCAAGGAGUACUUUGUCAGACGAGCCGAGCACAAGUUUGACAACGAGCUGCCUAUGAUCCUGUCGGGCAAGGGCGGCGAUAUGCUAGCGGAUGACAUUCCCCAGGAGAAGAUGGAGACGGUGCUAGCGUGGUACCAGCGAGCGGAGAAGGAUCUUAAGCAACUCAAACGCUCGGCGAUCAUGAAUCAAAUGUACGAGGCACCCAAGCUCGUCGUCGAAGGUCUGGGGAGAAUGAAUGCGACAGGUGGAGGAGGAGAUGGCAUGGAAGCAGGUCAAGGAGGUGCUGGCCAGACCUCUUCGCCUCAGAUCGAUCUGCAGGGUCGAAAAAGCGACUAGACGAUCUCGCAGGACCACGAUGCUCAGAUGUUGUGUGUAGCAAGUCUAUGUUCUAUUCGACCUCGCAAGACAAUGUCGAGAAAGCGGUCUCGAAGUGUGCCGUCACGUUCAAGGCGAACAGACUGCGUCUGCAAUCCCGCGCAGAAUAUUGCGCAUUGUAAGGCCUGAAUUGAGGUAUGAUCCGGGAGGCUGCAACGACGCCUCUCACCUCAGUCAAUGCGACCCCCCCGUCGA